Messenger RNA from Cuscuta europaea, 845 nucleotides. The record is from the annotation of a GenBank genome assembly. NCBI's taxonomy places the organism in Eukaryota, Viridiplantae, Streptophyta, Magnoliopsida, Solanales, Convolvulaceae.
AGGUUGCGCAACAGGCCCGACAAGGCCUCUCCACACUCUUCUCAAAACAAACUAAUUUUUCCCUUUCAGUUACCAGAUGCUUAACCGUUGCUGUUCACCAAGCCUUCUCCCUUUGUAGGGUUUUUCAUCCUUUUCUCGCGCACUAGAAAUGACUAAGCUGAGGAAGCUGAAUCGCCCAACGGGUCAUCGACUGUCCAUGCUCAGGACAAUGGUGUCGCAGUUAGUCAAGCAUGAGCGUAUAGAGACCACUGUCGCUAAAGCUAAGGAAGUUCGUAGGCUUGCUGAUAAUAUGGUGCAGCUUGGGAAAGAGGGUACUCUGUGUGCUGCGAGGCGUGCAGCUGGCUUUGUGCGUGGUGAUGAUGUUCUUCACAAGCUGUUUACUGAACUGGCUUAUAGAUACAGGGAAAGAGCUGGCGGAUAUACAAGAUUGUUAAGAACACGCAUUCGAGUUGGUGAUGCUGCUCCUAUGGCAUAUAUUGAGUUCAUUGACAGGGAGAAUGAACUCAGACAAUCAAAACCACCCACCCCACAGCCACCACAAAGACCAGCCAUGGAUCCAUGGACAAAAUCUCGGCUCUGCAGGCAGUUUGCACCCCCUAAAGAAGAGAAGAGUUCCGACUCUGAGAGUUGAAAAACAUUAGUUACAUAUCGAAUAUAUGGAAGAAUUUUUUCUCUCUGGCAGUUUCUAACUUUCUAUUGCCAAAUCAGUUACUCCAUUUCAACAUGUAAGUGGUACACCUGCGCUUGCAAGCUUUUUACGAAAAUAAAGAACAUUCUUUUUAUUUUACAAUUGUAAUCUUGUUGAUGUAAAAAAGAUUGGUAUGAGUACAAAAGUAACAGAUGAA